CCUGUGUCCUUUUUCCCAAUUGUACAAACUCCGCGUGUUGCAUCUAGGUUGCUGUACACUUCCACUCUUCAACCCACACUUAUCGUCCUUCCUUGACCUCUGUUGUAGCUGGCGGCACUUUCUCAGUUUUGCCUCGCUUUUUGUAGUUGCCCCUUCCCCUCACACAUCAUCGCUUGGCUGCCUGAUCGCGACACCUGUCCCAUCCCAAAGCUACCUCACCUCUCUCACUUUCUUCUCCCUCCUACCAACAUCUCCACAACACAGCCAUCAAAAUGCGCGUGUCCGCCACUACUAUUCUCGCGCUCCCGCUACUUGCGACAGCGGCCGAGUCGCCCUUCGAACAGUACAAGGCCCAGUUCCAGAACUUCCUGAGCUCCUUCGGCGCUUCCGCCCCCAGUGCGGAAAAGCCUGCCGCCGCUGCGGCCCCCGACGCCGCCGCGCCUGCUUCGACGACUGCCGCCAAGAAGAUCUCCGUCUUGACCACCGAGAACUGGAAAGAUGUUCUCUACGAGCCCGUCAAGGCCGAGGCCACAGCUCCCGAGGAGUGGUGGGUUCUGAUCACUGGCGGCAACAAGACGUGCUUCGGUCACUGCGACAAGAUCGAGACCGCUUUCAACGAGAGUGCGUCCAAGUUCGCCAAGCUUCCCGAAUCCCCCCACCUGGGACUCGUCAACUGCGACGACCAGCCCGUCCUCUGCAACGGCCUGUCUGCAGGCACCGCGUCCAUCUGGUCCAUCGGCAUGUUGCCCGCUGGAUCCGAUAUCGACAUCUACAGGAAGCGUCUCAACGUUACCACCACCACCUCGGACGACAUCAUUGACCUGUGGAAGAACAAGUCCAAGGAAGACUGGAUCUUGACGGAGAACAUUUUCCACCCCUUCAAUAGCUUCGUCGGAAAGAACAACCUGACCCUCCCCGUUGGCUACUUCUUCUGGGCUUUCAACCUCAUCCCCAACUGGCUCUUCAUGCUCCUUGUCUCCUUCGGCAGCCGCACCAUCAUGAACCGUCGCAUGAACACCUCGCCCGCCGCCCCCGCUCCUGGUGCCGCUCCCGCUGGUAGUGUUGCGCGGUAAA
Molecule: messenger RNA, 1074 nt
Organism: Colletotrichum destructivum
Lineage: Eukaryota; Fungi; Ascomycota; Sordariomycetes; Glomerellales; Glomerellaceae
Exons: 2
Coding region: 273-1073 (266 amino acids)
Source: RefSeq, a predicted model, not a curated record